Penicillium angulare is the source of this 2487-nucleotide messenger RNA. RefSeq names its product mRNA splicing protein SYF1. The coding region runs from base 1 to 2487 and encodes 828 amino acids. Gene Ontology annotation, cellular component: Prp19 complex; post-mRNA release spliceosomal complex; U2-type catalytic step 2 spliceosome. Gene Ontology annotation, biological process: mRNA splicing, via spliceosome; generation of catalytic spliceosome for first transesterification step. The record is from RefSeq and is a predicted model, not a curated record. The transcript has 5 exons. Gene Ontology annotation, molecular function: protein binding. Lineage: Eukaryota; Fungi; Ascomycota; Eurotiomycetes; Eurotiales; Aspergillaceae.
AUGGAUCGACCAUCUGCGGCCCGGCCGGACUUUUACUUGAUUACCGAUCAGGACACUAUUUACGAACAGGACCUGUUGCGCGAAGCUGGUAGCAUUAAGCCAUGGCUUGCCUACAUCGAAUUCAAACAGCAGAAUGGCACGCUUUAUGAGCAAGCCUUUAUAAUGGAGCGGGCUUGCCGACAGUUGCCCCGGUCGUACAAGUUGUGGAAGAUGUAUCUGGAAUUCCGAACAAAGCAUCUCAAAGGCCGCAACCCAACUGUUUACCGCGUGGAGUACUCGAAGGUAAACGCAUUGUUCGAGCGAGCCCUGAUCCUCCUGAACAAGAUGCCUCGCAUCUGGGAGAUGUACCUUACAUUUCUGAUGCAGCAACCUCUGGUCACACAAACACGGCGUACCUUCGAUCAUGCCCUUCGCGCCUUACCAGUCACUCAACACAACCGAAUCUGGAGACUUUACAAGGGAUUUGCGAGAUCUGCGUCAGGACCUACUGCCGUGAAAAUCUGGGCUCGAUACAUGCAGAUUCACCCAGAGAAUGCGGAGGAGUAUAUCGAAAUCUUGAUCGAAAUGGGUCAAUAUACCGAAGCGGUUAAAGUUUACAUGGAAAUCCUCGACAAUGCUCGAUUCCAGUCGAAGAAUGGCAAGAGCAACUUCCAGCUUUGGACUGAGAUGGUGGAUCUGUUGGUCUCAAAGGCCAAGCAGAUUCAGACUGGUCACCUGGUGGGAAUUGACGUGGACGCCAUUCUUCGAAGCGGUAUUGAUCGAUUUGCCGACCAACGAGGCAAGUUGUGGGCUGGUUUGGCAACUUACUGGAUCACUAAGGGUAACUUCGAAAAAGCCCGGGAUAUCUUUGAAGAGGGUGUCACUACCGUCAUGACAGUCCGUGAUUUUACAUUAAUCUUCGAUUCAUACGUGGAGUUCGAGGAAUCGAUCAUUGGUAGCUUGAUGGAGGGGGCAGCCGUUCGUUCCGAAAAAGGCAAGGUGGAUGAAGAUGCUGACUUUGACCUCGACUUGCGUAUGUUGCGUUUUGAGCAACUGAUGGACCGCCGUCCAUUCCUGGUAAAUGACGUUCUCUUGCGACAGAAUCCCAAUAACGUCAUUGAGUGGGAGAAGAGAGUGGGCUUGUGGGGUGACAACAAACAAGAGGCUGUCAACACUUAUACAGCUGCAAUCGCCGCCAUAAACCCCAAGAAGGCCCAUGGCAAGUAUUCUGAGCUGUGGGUAAACUACGCCAAGUUUUACGAGAAUGGCGGAGAUAUAGGAACAUCAAGAGUUAUCUUCGAAAAAGCCGUCAAGGUUCCCUUCAAAUCCGUGGCUGAGUUAGCUGAGACAUGGUGUGAAUGGGCAGAGAUGGAACUUCGUGCAGAAAACUUUGAUCAGGCUGUUGGAAUCAUGGGCAAGGCCACCCAGGCACCGAAGAAGUCCACGGUGGAUUAUUUCGACGAGACUCUGUCACCGCAGCAGCGUAUCCAUAAAAGCUGGAAACUGUGGAGUUUCUAUGUCGAUCUUGUUGAGAGUGUAUCUUCACUGGACGAAACAAGGAAAGUCUAUGAGCGCAUCUUCGAACUUCGUAUCGCAACCCCUCAAACUGUCGUCAACUAUGCGAACCUUUUGGAGGAGAACGAUUACUUCGAGGAUUCUUUCAAGAUCUAUGAGCGUGGUCUUGAUCUUUUCAGCUACCCUGUUGCCUUCGAGCUCUGGAACUUAUACUUGACUAAGGCCGUUGAUCGCAAGAUCGGCAUUGAGAGACUUCGAGAUCUCUUCGAGCAGGCUCUGGAUGAAUGUCCACCGAAGUUUGCCAAGCCCCUCUACUUGAUGUAUGGAAAUCUGGAAGAGGAGCGAGGCCUUGCACGACAUGCCAUGCGCAUCUAUGAGCGCGCAACCCGAGCAGUGUCCGAUGAAGACCGUUUCGAAAUGUUCGAGUUCUACAUUACAAAAUCGGCAUCCAACUUUGGUCUUACCUCCACCCGACCCAUCUACGAACGCGCCAUUGCAGCCCUGCCCGACCAAGAAGCCAAGGAAAUGUGUCUCAAGUUUGCCGAGAUGGAGCGACGUCUGGGCGAAAUCGACCGUGCUCGUGCGAUCUAUGGUCACGCCUCACAGUUCUGCGAUCCUCGUACGAACGCUCCUUUCUGGCAGAAAUGGGAGGCCUUCGAGGUCCAGCACGGAAACGAGGACACAUUCAAAGAGAUGCUUCGCAUCAAAAGAAGUGUUCAGGCCCAAUACAAUACCGAUGUUGGGUUCAUUGCAUCACAGGCUAUUGCCCGAGGCAACCAGCAAGAUGGCGAGCAGGGUCAAGAUGAUGAUGAAAACGCAGACCGUGCCGACGCUAUGGCCGAGAUUGAACGUCAGGCCCGCGCCCCUGUUGGCUUUGUUGCUGCUAGCACUGGUCCUGAGGGUGGCAACCGUCCUCCACCCACUAGUGAGGCACCUCCAGCAGCACCUACCAAUCCAGAUGCAAUUGACCUGGAUGAUGAUAUGGAUGAUUGA